CAGUUGGCCUAUAAAAUACAAAGAACAGAGUUGGGGUUGGAAGAGUGAUAGAGUGGGAGUGUUAAUGAGUGUGUAGCAUUCUAUUGUCAACUUUCUCGAAUAUUUGGAUUUGGUUGGUUUUUAUUUAUUCUGAGCAAAUCUCAGAACGAUGUGGAUUUUUGGGCUCAAAGGGCCAUCUGGGUUCUCUGCCUGUUCUACUGCUGAGGAAGUUACUCAUGGAAUCGAUGGAGCUGGUCUCACCGCCAUUGUUACAGGAGCAUCAAGUGGUCUCGGUGUGGAAACCACACGUGUUCUUGCAUUGCGUGGUGUUCACGUCAUUAUGGCAGUAAGGAAUGUCAAUUCUGGAAAGGAUGUGAGAGAAACAGUACUUAAAGAAAUCCCCACUGCCAAAAUUGAUGUCAUGGAACUAGAUCUCAGCUCAAUGGCAUCAGUAAGGAAAUUUGCGUCAGAGUACAAUGCGUCUGGUCUUCCUCUGAAUCUCCUUAUUAACAAUGCAGGUGUCAUGGCAACUCCAUUCAUGCUUUCCCAAGAUAACAUUGAACUGCAGUUUGCAACCAACCAUAUAGGUCAUUUUCUGUUGACAAACCUUCUAUUGGAGACCAUGAAAAAUACAGCACGUGAAAGUAAUAAGGAGGGAAGAAUUGUUCAUGUAUCAUCAGAGGGUCACCGAUUUGCAUAUCGUGAAGGAAUUCGUUUUGAUAAGAUCAAUGAUGAGUCAAGCUAUAAUAGUAUAUACUCUUAUGGACAAUCAAAGCUUGCCAAUAUAUUGCAUGCUAAAGAGCUCUCAAGGAUCUUGAAGGCAGAAGGGGUGGAUAUAACCGCCAAUGCCCUUCAUCCUGGAGCCAUUGUUACCAAUCUUCUACGCCACCACGGUUUCUUCAAUGUCAUUGCUAAUAUGUUCGGCAAAUUUCUGCUUAAAAAUGUUCAGCAGGGAGCGGCUACUCAGUGCUAUGUAGCGUUGAAUCCACAAGUUAAGGGAGUUAGCGGUGAGUACUUUAUGGACAGUAACAAAGCCAAUCCAUCCAAUCUGGCUAAAGAUGCAGAAUUGGCUAAGAAACUAUGGGAUUUCAGCUUGAACUUGACCAGCCCAAACUAGACGGAAUCGAUUGUUUCAUAAGUUCAACAGUAUCUGGAUUAUAAAACUUGUUGUACACAUACUAGUAUAAAACCGGAGCAGAAUUACUGCUAAACCUGUGUCCAUAGACAUUUUGAAAGUACUUGGACUACUUAGUGUGGAAAAUUGGCAGUAUAACAUGUACUUUUGUUUUAAGCUAUCUUUGUUUAAAUUGCAUAAUGAGAGUGAACUAGUUUUUCUCUA
Messenger RNA from Ziziphus jujuba (common jujube), 1318 nucleotides. Its product is annotated as short-chain dehydrogenase TIC 32, chloroplastic. The coding region runs from base 149 to 1096 and encodes 315 amino acids. NCBI's taxonomy places the organism in Eukaryota, Viridiplantae, Streptophyta, Magnoliopsida, Rosales, Rhamnaceae. The transcript has 8 exons. The record is from RefSeq and is a predicted model, not a curated record.